Messenger RNA from Acanthochromis polyacanthus (spiny chromis), 2763 nucleotides. RefSeq names its product vesicle-associated membrane protein 2-like. The transcript is spliced from 5 exons. The record is from RefSeq and is a predicted model, not a curated record. Gene Ontology annotation, biological process: vesicle-mediated transport; SNARE complex assembly; vesicle fusion. Bases 204 to 554 code for a protein of 116 amino acids. Lineage: Eukaryota; Metazoa; Chordata; Actinopteri; Pomacentridae. Gene Ontology annotation, molecular function: syntaxin binding; SNAP receptor activity. Gene Ontology annotation, cellular component: plasma membrane; SNARE complex.
GAUUUUCUUUUUCCUGUGCAGCCUCUUCAGUUGUAGUUUUUUUGGUUAAACAGAAAAAGUGACUCAGGAUAUCAGACGGACAAUAAAACUAAAGGAUCCUUCAUUCAUAUUCAUCUGCUCUCUCUCUCUCUCUCUCCCUGUUUUUAUCUCCCUCACCCUCUUUCUCUCUCUCAGAUUAUCUCCAUCAUCCUGCCUGGGCUGAGAUGUCGACUCCAGAAGGAGGAGCUGCUUCAGGGGCCCCAGAGGGCGAAGGAGGCCCUCCGGCUCCGGCCCCAAACCUGACCAGCAACAGACGCCUGCAGCAGACUCAGGCUCAGGUGGACGAGGUGGUGGACAUCAUGCGUGUGAACGUGGACAAAGUCCUGGAAAGAGAUCAGAAACUGUCAGAGCUGGACGACCGGGCCGACGCCCUGCAGGCCGGAGCCUCGCAGUUCGAGAGCAGCGCUGCAAAACUCAAGAACAAGUACUGGUGGAAGAACUGCAAGAUGAUGAUCAUCAUGGCGAUCGUAGGAGUUAUAUUCAUGGGCGUCAUUUUCUUGUAUUUCUUCCACUGAGCUGCUCUUCAGGGACGAACGCACAACUCACAGGACGAGUCUGAACCGAGAACCCGCCGAGACAAAUCCAGCCUCUCCUCAGCUGCUCUUCGUCCUCCUUCCUCUUCCUUCCUCCCUAACCUCCGUGCAUGAAUCUGUGUUGUUCUCCAAAAACGCCUCCUUCUGCUGCUCCAGGCAGGUUUCCUGACUUUCAGUAGCAGCUGAGAUCAUUUUCCUGUUCACUGACAGUCUGAGGGGUUUCAUUACGUCGGGACAGUUUGCAGAAAAGUGGACCAAAGACACCUUUUCUUUCGUGUGUAAAAAUCUUUAACCCACAUUUGUUCAAUUGUCCAACAUGAAUAAAACCUCCUGAUGCUGUUAGUUUAUCAGUAGUUCUUAAAAGAGAAACUAAAACCAAAUAGUCACUUAUCUUCACUUCUUUACUUUCUUGCUAUCUGGGGUUAAAAACGAGGCUUUGACUGUUUGGGUCAGCAUAUAAUUGCAGGACUUUUGCUAUCUUAGUUCACAUUUUUGCUGUUUUUAGGUCCAAAACCAAUAUGGCCGCCUAUAACCAAACAUCAUGUCGUUUUUACACAAAGAUUCUUCUAAAUAUUAUUUAUACAGUUGAGUAAAAUUGAAAUUAAAAGGUAUUUCUAAAGAUAUUGCAGUAAACCUGUUGACUACUUUAUAUUAAAUAAGUCAGAAAGUCUUGGAGUCUUCCAGUCUUUUCUUCAGGAGGAAAUGACAUCAUGUGGAGCAGGUCAUGUGAUCUGGAAUUAACACACUUCCUGGAGAGGAGUUUUUGGAACGGGGAGCUUAGUGGAAAGGGAUUUCUAUAGAAAAUUUGAUAUAUUUCCAAAAAAACAUCUGUCAUGAUUACCUCAACUUAAUCCAAACUAUUUCUGAAUCAGCUCAUUUUAUUAUUGUUUAGCUCAUUAGAAGGUGGUUGCUAUUAAAUUCAGACGUUAUUUAGUUAAAAAGCAUUAGUUUUUUUUUUUAAUAAAAAUAUAUAUAAGAUAAAUCCCAUGGACUUCAAAAGUCCCUCAGUUAUAUAUUGACCCAUUUGCUGUGGAGUGUUUCUAAACAGAUUACAGGCUAAAUGUCAGGAAAAAACAUCUAGUAAAUCUGCUAAAUGUUCAUAAAAAACUGCACUUUCGCAUAAGAAUACCUGAAAAUUCUACGUAGAAAAUGUAUCUGAAACGGAUGACGGGUAAAACUAACCAAAAUUAAACUAUCUGUUUAUUUGUUCAUGAAACUUUAGAGUUGGUCGGUCAAAAAGCUGUUGACUUUACAGCAGACAGGUGGUUUGAACUGAACAUAAAGUUUAUUUUUCUUACAACAUUUAUAGAGAGCUCGUCACAGUAAAACCUGCAAUUAGUGAUUUUGGUCUCAGUUAAUUCCUAAUGAGAAGAACAAGAUAUUUGUAUGAGAUUGGAGAAAAGUUGUGUUUUUGGCGAGGUUUGUAGAAAAUUUAAUUGAGUAAACAUUUUAGAAAGUGUGUUUUAGUGUGUGCACAUGAUAGAUGAAGAGUUGAAGAUCAUCUGCAUACAUGGAUAACUACGGUCUGUCAGAACGGAUUCCUGCUAAUUAUCCCAAAGCUACAGACGGAUAACAGGUCAGGAUGAGCUCACAGUGUCAGAUAGUUAUAAUACGUGGCCGAAUAGAACAAGAAAAAUGUUUUGUUUUCUUUAUUAUUCAGAUUCUAAUCUGCCUGUAAAAGGACCGAAACAGUGAACAUGUUUUCUCUCUCCUGCUUUGUUUAUUUCUGUCCUCCCUUCAUCCUUUUCCUUUCUCAUGUUUUUCUGUCAGUGUUGCUGCUGCUGCUGCUAAAUUAAUUCCACUUUGAGCAGAAAGUUCACCUCCUGGAUAAACACGACUGGAAUAAUUUAGAUAUUUCUUUGCCGUUCGUCUGCCCAGCUUCAGUUAAGAUGCAGUGUUUCUUUUUGUCGUGUUGUGAACCGACCCGACCCGUGUUCUGUGGUUUGAAUGUGCGUCACGUGUCUUUGUUCUUUCUGGUUCCUCCGUACACGAAUGAAAACGCAGAAUGUGAAUUAACUGUAGAUAUUAAAGCGCUCAUUGUUCAACGUGGAGGGAUAGUUUAUCGCAUUUCAGACUGAACGGUUAAAGUUGGACGUGGAAUUCAGGAUCAGAGCUGCUUCUUGUCCUGCUGGAUGUUCUUAAGAUGUUUAGAAUGUUCUUGGAAUUCAAAUAAAUUCACGUUUGCAACAGA